UCCUGAUAACGGCUGAGUUUUUCCUGUUGUUUUUCGUCAAUUUGACUGUCACCUGGUAUGGCGACAUCUAUAAUCCAAACUUUUUUCUUUUCCACAACUGUGAGCUCUGGUGUGUUAUGUUCCAAAACUUUGUCAGUCUGGAUUCAAAACUCCCACAAUAUUUUUGCAUGCUCAUUUUCCACUACCUUUGAAGGUUUGUGAUCCCACCAGCUCUUUACUAUUGGCAGGUGAUACUUGUGACAUAAAUUCCAAUGAAUCAUUUGGGCUACAUAGUUGUACCUCUGUUUAUAGUCCGGCUGCUGCUGCUGCUGCCACCACUGCUGUUGUUGUUCUUGUUGUUGUUGUUAUUAAUAUUAUUAUUAUAUCUGGUCAAUCACCAGAUCUAGGCUAAUGAGAGUCACAGAGAAUGAAUUUCCAUCUUCUGCAUGUGAAGGAUAUCAGAGGGGAAAACUAUUGGAGCACAAUGCCUCAAAGCCUAAGAGGGCUUAUUAAACAACUCCAAGCUUAACUUUUGGAGUUUCUAAAACUUUGAAGCUUCCCAUGAGCUUUGCCUGGAGCUACAUCAGUUACAGUUCUCAAAGCAUCCCUUUGACAUCAUACAAGCUUAUUUAUGGUUUAUGACUGGUAACAGAAGACAUAUAUGAGACAUUUUUUCCAAACUUAAAAUUUCUAGAGCUAACAGGAAGGAACAAAAUGUAGGCAUUUUGUUUUCAGCAUUCUGGAUGACCUAUUCUUCAGUUUAUUUAUUUCAACAAUAAUAUCUUAGAUUACCUUAUCUUCCCAUAAAGCACUUUGUUAAACUUAUUCUAUCCUCAAUUUUCCUAAAAGGAAAAAGUAAAUUGGAUAGCAAUUUGCCCUUGAGUCAGUGGAAAUAUUUAAGAUCUAAGAUUAUAAAUUUGUCAAGUUAAUCCCAAUGACAUUUUAUACCAGAAGAAGGACAACAUUCAAGGAUUUGCAUAAUGUUCUCAUUCACCCAGCCUGGAAAGAAUAAAACCACCUUUGAAGAUCAACAAGAUAGAAAAGUUUGUUUUGUUUUCUGCAAACUAAAAAGUCUAGUUUUUGAAAUCAAUGUGUAAGGAGCUUUUUCAUACAAAAAAGAGAACACCGGUAUUUAUCCAGAGACAGCUCUGACCGACAUAUUCCGAAUAUCAAGAAGAAAAUGUAAGUAAUUUGUUUAUUUAGCUGGGAAAUGGAAGUUUGGGGGUAAUAAGACUUUUAUUUUUAAGUUGUAUUUGUUAAUCACCCUAAUAAUUAAGUUCUAGGACAGUAUUCUCAUAAAUCAGACUAUUCCUAUCAAAUACUUUGUCUGUUAUUCAGAGAACAAGCUGGCUCCAUCUCCAAUAUGACAUCCUCUAACAUAUUUAAACAUGACUAUCAUCUCCUGACUUUAUCCUCUCUUCUUCAGUAUAAAACAUACCCAGCUCCCUAAGCUGUCAGGAUUCAUGGCUUCCAGACUUUUGACUAUUUUGGUCAUAAUCCUCUCGAUACCUUUUAACUUAUCAAUAUUCUUCUCAAAUUGUGGUAUAAUCACCAUUGAAUAAAUACAAUUGCAAGUCCAAAUAGUAUUCAGUUAGUAGUCUAUAGUGAAAUGGAUAAACAUCAAUAUCUUGUCCUUCGAGAUAUUGAAGGGAUGUAGGCAACCAUGGCUUAAAUAUCACCCCCUCCAAAUUGUGUUUCCCUUCAUGAGACCCGCAAACUUUUCUAUCUCAGGGCAAAAAAACCAGCAUGGUAGUGAAGAAGAUAUGUAAUGUAGGAAAGUAAGAAUUCUUCUCCUGUCAAACCUGUCCUCCUGGGGUGGCUUGAAGAUUUUUUUUAAAAAAUAGAGCAUAAAAUCACAGAACCCCAAGUAACCUUUGGCUUUAUCUUCACUACAACAUUGCAAAAUUUACUGCAGUUUGAGUAUUCCUAAACUGAAAUGCUUGAAGCCACAAGUGUUUUGCAUUUAUAUUGUGUACAUUUUUAAUCAUUCUGUGCAAUGUACAUAGAACCAUCAGAAGGCAAAUACAUUAUUAUCUCAGUCACACAUGUGGAUCAUUUUGGAAUAUUUCGAGUCGAGGUAGGAAAGUUUAUUACACAAGCUAGGAGAGACUGUUUCACUUUGAUUUCCCUGAAACUAAUGGGAAGGGCAAACAAUUCUGUUCCUUCAGCAUUAACUGAGUGCAAAUUACUUUUCCAGUUUGCAGCACUUGGAAGUACCCCUAGAACAAAGGGUGAAUGUAGGGGUGCUUCUUCUACACUGUUGAAUUAAUGCAGUUUGACACCACUUUAACUGCUAUGGCUCAAGGCUAAGGAAUUAUGUGAGCUAUACCAUCAUUUGGUGAGGCAUCAGGACUCUUUGGCAGAGAAGGGUAAAGGUUGUAUAGAACUACAAAUCCCAGGACUACAUAGCCUUGAACCAUGGCAGUUCAAGUGGCAUCGGAUUGCAUUAAUCCGGCAGUGUUGAUGCACCCUAGGAGGAGGAGAGAAAUUAGGACAUUUUAAAGACAGCUGAAAAGGUGGAACAACAAAGGAUUCAUUGGAACUGUCCCUGCCAAAUUAGGAUAGUUUAUGAAUUUAUAAUUUUCCCAACUAUAACGUCUAUUUUUCCCCUCUGCCAGAACCAAGUCCAUACUCCUUCUUUCUAUGCAUUUGGACUGGGUUCCUUUUAUUGGAUCCACAGAAGUUUAUGAGCUGUUAUAACAAUUUAAUCUGUUUGGUUUUGUUUUUUUUACUUUACUUUUCCUUUCUUGCAGCUUUGGACAUAGACAAAGAUGGGGCUGGAGAACGUCACAACAAUGAAGGCAUUCAUCCUUUCAGGCCUGACCACGGACCACACCACUGAACUGGUUCUCUUUGGGGUUUUUGUCACCAUCUAUGCCUUCAUUCUCAUUGGCAACAUCCUUAUCGUGAUCACAAUCAUCUGUGAUCAUAACCUCCACACCCCAAUGUACUUCUUCCUCAGCAACCUCUCCUUCAUUGAUGUCUGUCAUUCUUCGGUGGUCGUUCCCAAGAUGCUAGCUGGCUUCCUGGAGGAGACAAAGACCAUCUUCUUUGGAGAAUGCAUUGCCCAGAUGUUCUUCCUCCACCUCUUUGCCUGUACGGAGAUCUUUCUCCUCACCAUCAUGGCCUACGAUCGCUAUGCUGCAAUAUGCCACCCUCUCCAUUACACCACCAUUAUGAGCCGUCGAGUUUGUCUCCAGUUAGCAGUGGCCAUGUGGUUGGGUGGCCUACUCCACUCCAUCGCCUUGACAGCAUUGACGCUCAUGGUUCCCUAUUGUGGACCCAACACCAUUGACAACUUCUUCUGCGAUAUACCUCUGGUCAUCAAGCUGGCCUGUGCCAACACCUACGUCUUUGAAGUCCUCAUUGUCUCCAACUCUGGCGUUAUCUCAGUGGUCUGUUUUGUAGUUCUGGUAGUGUCCUACGCGGUCAUCCUCACCUCCUUGAGGAACCGCUUUUCUGAAGGCCGCCGAAAGGCACUGUCCACUUGUGCCGCACAUCUGACGGUGGUGACCUUUUUCUUGGGACACUGCAUUUUCAUCUACCUCAGACCAGCUAAGAGUCUCCCUGCAGACAAAGUGGUUUCCAUUUUCUUCACGGCAGUCACUCCACUGCUCAACCCCAUCAUCUACACCUUAAGGAACGAAGACAUGCUAAAUGCUCUCAACAAGCUGCGAGGACGAAAGGUUGUUUCAGGAGGUAAAAGCCUCUAGGGCACGGGUGUCAAACUCAUUUCCAACAAGGGCCACAACAGCUUUACGGGUGCUUUCAAAGGAUCGUUGUAUCAAUGGAUGGAGAAUCCAUGGCUACAGAGGGCAAAUUAUAAUUUUAUAUAUAUAUAGUGGUCAGUGCUCUUUAGCCAAUUUGGGUCCCUAGAUGUUAUUGAAUGACAACUCCCAUUACUUUUGGUUAUCCACUAUGCAGACUGAGGAUAAUGGGAGUUGCAACCCAUAGCACUUGUGGCUCUGAUGUUGGGGAAAGAUUAAAGGACAUUUUAAAGUCAGACAUCAUAUCCACAAGCCUUGUAUGUAAAUCCAAACCCACUAUCCAGACUAAAAAGAACAAACUGCAGUCUUCCAGAUGUUACUGUAUCACAACUCCCCUCAGCUCUACUCAUGGUGCCUAAUAAUACUCCAGCAUCUGGAGAGCAGCAUAAAAUGAUGUGGCAGGAUGGAUUCGGCCCAUUGUCCUUCAGAACUCUUAACACCAGAAUUCAAAAACUACAUUGGAAAUUCUAGUUUUAUGCAUUCAUUUCAGGUCAGAGUCCACCAUGAGUGUCCUUGUCCUCCAAUAACUUUUGCCCAGGGCCGGCUCUAUGUAAUUUUCAAGUACUAAGCAAACAGAAUUUUGGUGAAAAUGUUGGAUAAUAACGAGGGAUUAAGGAAAAGCCUAUUAAACAUCAAAUUACAUUAUGAUUUUACAAAUUAAACACCAAAACAUCAUGUUUUAAAACAAAUCAACAGAAAAAGCAGUUCAAUACAUGGUAAUGUUAUGUAGGAAUUACUAUAUUUGAGAAUUUUGCCAUAUUGACCAUGCUCUGAUAUUGUGUUCCAGUUUUCAUUUGUGAAGUGUUAAAAGGUAUGGUGUAGCCUUUGGAUUCUUAUGUGGUUAAACUGGUGAAGAGGAAAGCCAUGCAUGUCUACUUAAAGGUGGAAUAUAAAUGAAAUAUGCAAAUAAAAGAAAUAAAUAUCAUUGUCCCUUUAUUUACAAGCUACUUUCCCUCAAAGUUUGCCCUAGCAACUCUGAACAUCCUAGAUAUUUUUAAAUUACAGUAUAUCAUUAAAAUAUAACAAUUUAUGUUGAUGCA
This is a messenger RNA of Anolis carolinensis (green anole), 4786 nucleotides long. RefSeq names its product olfactory receptor 4E1. NCBI's taxonomy places the organism in Eukaryota, Metazoa, Chordata, Lepidosauria, Squamata, Anolidae. Gene Ontology annotation, molecular function: G protein-coupled receptor activity; olfactory receptor activity. Gene Ontology annotation, biological process: G protein-coupled receptor signaling pathway. The transcript has a single exon. The record is from RefSeq and is a predicted model, not a curated record. Gene Ontology annotation, cellular component: plasma membrane. The coding region runs from base 2751 to 3692 and encodes 313 amino acids.